AAGAAGAGGUGGGAGGGGAAGUUACGACGUAGUAGCGACCCAGUCAGACGGCGAACCAAGUUUCCAGCGACUCAGCCAUCACGGUCUGAAGCCGUUUCUCUCUCGAAAUGAACUCAAUCGGCGGCUCCGGGCGGGAUUCGCGCGCUGACAGAAGGCCGUGAUCGUGGGGUUUUAGGGGGGCUCGGUCCGGCCCGCUGCUCCGGAGAAGCUGAUUAUGGGUCAGACCGCCGUGUCUGCCGUGUCUCAGUCUACGAGCGUCGAUGGGUUGGAGAAAUCAUCAUCACUGGCCAGCUGUGAUGUGGUGGUGGACAGCGCCACCAAUACCCAGAAUGCCCAUGCGUCACGGCAGCAGCGAGGCAAGCUGUCGUCGCUAGGAAAACUGUUCAAACCCUGGAAGUGGAGGAAGAAGAAGACCAGCGACAAGUUCCAGGAUCUUUCCAAAGUUUUGGAGAGAAAAAUCUCCACCAGGCAAACGAGGGAGGAGCUCAUCAGGAAAGGAGUUCUCAUCCCUGACCAAGAUGAAACAAUCAGCAGUGAAAAUCUGAAUGGUCAUGCCACAUCCAGUGUGACAUCAGAGGAGGUCAAAGUUCACAUUGAGUCUCCAGAAACACAGCUGGAGGAACAGGCCCCCGGGCCCAUCAGCAAUGAAGACAAAACAGCUAAAUCCUCCCAUCCAAAGAAGACAGGAUGCACAACAAAAACCACUCCAGCCUCCGCCUCCACCCUUCGUUCUCGUGCGUCUAAGGACGCCGGCGCUGCAGCACAGACUGGUGGGACAGAUGCAAAGACCAACCAGAAAUCAGACACUCCCAAAUCUUCUUCCAUACCUCAACAACCCUCUGCAGAGACUCCUAGCCAGCCUGGGGAGUUAAAAUCCUCGCCCCUUUCCUCGGACACCAAGUCUGCCUCACCGAAGGAGACGGAGGGAACUCAGGCUGCUUCUCAACCUGGUCCAGAGCCUAAAUCUGCUCCUAAGGCCUCUGCUGCGGGUGAGGAGACCCACAAAGGUAUAGCUCCUGAACCCACUGUCCAGUCUCCCCAUAUCAACACUGCGACAGAGGACACUUCCUUCACAGAGGGAGAGACGGACAGCGGCUUAGAGGGGGAGAAACAGGGGAGUACGGGAGGGGAGGGAGGAGAGGAAGAAAAGAAGAAAGGAGAAUCAGAGUCUGCUGUGGAGAACAGCCUGAGGUCAGCGGAGCGCCAAGCUGAGAAGCCACAGGGCUUCAGCGUGAACACGGAGCAGGCGGAGGUGACGGUGAUCCCUGAUAGGCCCAGAGACAGCCAGACUAGUGACUCGGACUCCGACGGACCAAUCCUGUACCGCGAUGAGGAGGAAGAAGAGGAGGAGGAAGACGAGUACACAACCAGCUCUCUGGCCAUUAAGAUCCGCCGACGAGACACCCUGAACAUCAAACUGGGGAACCGACCCAGCAAGAAAGAGCUGGAGGAGAAAAACAUUCUGCCACGGAGCUCCGAGACAGAGAGACAUGAGCUCCGCCAGCAGAUAGGCAGCAAGCUAGUCAGGCGCCUGAGCCAAAGACCCACCACAGAGGAGCUGGAACAGAGAAACAUCCUCAAGCAAAAGAAUGAAGCAGAAGAGCAAGAAGCCAAGCAAGAGAUUAAAAGGAGACUCUCCAGAAAGCUGAGUGUCAGGCCUACUGUGGCAGAACUCGUCGCUCGCAGGAUCCUGCGCUUCAAUGAGUAUGUGGAGGUAACAGACGCCAAAGAUUACGACCGGCGGGCAGACAAACCCUGGACACGGCUUACUCCUGCUGACAAGGCUGCUAUCCGUAAGGAGCUGAACGAGUUUAAGAGCCGAGAGAUGGAGGUUCAUGAAGACAGCAAACAGUUCACCAGAUUUCAUCGGCCCUGAGUGCUGUCACUGCCAGCUGGACGUCAGCACCACAAGCUCUCCGGUCCACAGCUCCCAGCAGUCUCCCGGCCCUCCAGACCCUCAGUACACAGCUCAGUCCACUUUGCUUUGGGAUCCUCUUGCACCUGGUGAUAUGUAUUUCUGUCUAUAGUGACAGCUACAGGUGUGUCUUAAGGCCUUGGCCGAUCAAUGGACACCAGUGAAGCAUUUGCACAUAUUUAUAGUCAGAACAGUGGUGUGUCUCGCACUCUGAUUAUAACCAUUUAUUUAUUGUAGAUGGCCAGGACCUGCUGGUAUGUGAUGCUAUAUGAUGGUAGUUUUUUGUUUUUUUGAUCCUAUGGCCUCGUAAUGAGAGAUUCCAGUGAGGAAAAAUGGGCAAAAUUACCCUCGUCGUAGUGGCUCAAUUGUGCUAAAGAGUUUUUGUGCCUGCCAAGGUAUGCCUUGCCAUAAACUGCCAAAUGGCCAUAUAUGGGCAUCCUCCUACCACAGGAAAUGGGAGUGAUUGGUUUGUUCCUUGCUGAUGUCAGUGCCCAUGUCAUAGACCAGAGAGGAGGAGAGGCAGUUUGUUCUGCUCUGAUGUGCCUGUUGGAGUGAAUCUGAAGAAAUGCAGUUCAUUUUAGAUAUAUUUAAAGAAUAUUGCCACUAGAGGGCAUUAUAUCAUAAGAGUUAUCGAAUGUAAGGAUGAAGAUGUAUAUGUUGAUGAACAAUAACCUGCGAGUGUUUAUAUUUAUAACUGCUGAUGCUGAGGGUUCGUUGGACACCUGAGGCUCUAAUAGUGAAGUGCAAUGGAAAUUACACCAAUUCUAGCAAAUUCUCACCCCUCAGCACUCGACCUGAUGAUGCACGACCAUCACGUGCCAUCAUACAUCCUGCUGAGUUAUUAAGCGCAAACCUGUGAUCACAAAGUGCUGGACUUGCUGUGUAGAGGGCUUUGACUUCAGGUUUUCAUUUUAGGCUUUUGGCCAAAGAAAAAGCAGGAAUUUGAUUGGAUGCUGGUCUUCUUGUUUGAAAGUUUACAGGUUUGGUUUUGUUGACUUCAUGGAGGCACUGAGAGUUGCACCACGGAAGCAAUCAAGUGGCCUCUUGAAGAAUGGAGAAGUUUCUUAUUUUUCAUUUCCUCCAACGUGCUUUUGCAAUUUAUUCUGUCAGCCUGUGAUAGAAACAGAAGGGGAGAGCCUUUUACACCGUGUAACACACCCCUUCAAUCCAGAUCUGUUUUAAUCAUCACACAGUUUGAAUUUACCAUCAGAAUUUAAAGGAAUUGUUCAACUUUUGGGGCAAUACCCUAGAAAAAUAAUUAAAUUAAUUGAUUUGCCUAUUGAGAGAAAAUUAAUCUGGAGCUAUUAUAAUAAUAAUUUUAUAAUUUCAGUAAUUAUUUAUGCAAAAAUCCCCUCAAAAAUGUGCUGUUUAGGUGGAGAUUUUUUUGUCAUAGGUGCUGUUAAAAUUAAUACAUUUGGGAUGUGGACUGUUAAAUAAAUAAUAUAUAAAUGAAUAACAUUAACGAACAAAAAAAUAAAAUAAAUUAAUUAAAAUGUAAUUCAAAUUGAAUUUGAAAACAUCAAUUGUGGAAAAAAAUUCUAAUGGGCAUAUUCCACUAUUGUCUGACAUUUUACGGAUGAAACUAUCAAUUAAUAAACAAAAUAAUCUCCGGAUUGAUUAUUUUGCCUGUUGAUUAAUUAGCACCUAUGCUAAAAUGCUCCACUAGCUGUUUCCCACCGUCCCAGUCUUUAUGCUAAGCUAAGCUAACCACCUGCUGGUUGUAGCGUCAUCCUGCACAGACACAGUGAGAGUUAUAUUGAUCUUCUCUUCUAACUCCUGGCAAAAAUGUUAAUUAAAUCGUUUCCCAAAAUGUUGAACUGUUCCUUUAAGACUGAUAUCUGUUCUAAUACGCAGCGGCUAUAAAAACAUUGCUGAUUUUUUUCCUCCCAGCAUAUUUUUACUGUUACGGAGGAUUUGUCUGAAAAGUGAUUGACAGGUUGAGCUUGCUGGCGUCCGAAGGCUCGUGUUCUCAUAAUAGAUCUCCAACCUUCACAACACUCGUCAUUCUCACAAAACUUCACUGAAAAGGACAGAUUUAUUCUUCCCGCUUCUGACUGCGCGGAGAUUGUAACAUGAAUGAUGUACAGUGACGGAAAAGAACCAACAGUAUUCAAUGAUGUCAAUGUCUAUGUUGUUAUAUAUUGAUUAUUUUGUACAGAAUGUAUAUUGAGCAUGUGCAUACAUUGAAAUCAAUUUUACUACCAAUAUGAUACAAUAGAAUUUUGAUGUGAAUGUUUUAAGCUCUGAUUUUAGUUGUCUUUAUUUUUAUCAUCCUUAGACAAUGAUAAUGGAAUUAAGAGCUCAGCACACAUAUAUGUGCUGUUUCUAGGCGGCAUAUCAAACACAGUAUGUUAAAUAAUUAAAGUCAUGUCAAACCUACCUGAUUCCUAAGCAGAUCGUGGACAUUGGACAAGACAUUAUAUAGGUGGAAAUGAAUCUCUCUCUGGUUAUUUCAUUUUCUGUACCAACUCCACUAUAACUGAAGUCCACAGGUGCAGUGCAGCAGGUAUUUCAUGGAUGGUGACUCAGUUUAAAAACAAUGUGUAAUCCUUUCUGGACCUCACUUUUAUGUCUUCAGAUGACCACAGUUUACCCUGCACAAACUGGACGGAACCUGAAACUCUGACAUUAUCACGAUACACAUGCUCACAUUUUAACUCCAUUGGUUUAGGUACAGGAUAUAUCAUCUAGUAGGUAAACAUGCACCAACAGCAAAUACUCUAACAAAGGACCAGAACGGUUAUUUAGAGACAAAUUAAAACUCUGAUCCCAUCAUGUCUGAAUAAACGUGAGUUAGCUGCUUGCAUCUUUUAAAAAAGACAAAUUAAUCCAGAUAACAUAUAACUUGUAACAAUUACUUUUACGCAGCCUAUUUAGCAUUUAUAAGCCGUAUAUAGUCAGAGAGUAAAUGGUUAUGUACAGUAGGUAUAAGCAGGUAUUAAGACUACAGCCGCUAUUUUUACAACAAUCUAUCAAAUGACAACAUGAAAACAAUGUGAUGAGGUGAAAGGGGUCUCCCACAGUGAUGAACCUGCAGACAAUUAUCACCUGACUCUGCAGCCCCCCUCAGCUGAAUGGAGCUUUAAAGUGAGUUUUAGCUCAUUGUUCAUCCGUCCAACCUGCAACUUUACCGUUCUGGUUCACUCUCAUGGUGUUGUUUUCCACCACAGCAGGCAGCUGUUUUUGUUGAAAAAGCUCAAAACACCCACGGUAGAGUACCUGCUCAGCAGCGAACAGCAGACAGACAGUUCGUGACGAGCAGUAAACGUAGUGAAGCGUUUAGCAGCCAAAGAGCCAGGUAUUUCCCUCAGGAUCUGGUAGAAAGAAAAAAAGGGAGCGAGCACCCGAGCUGCUGGAUGUGGAAA
Messenger RNA from Chelmon rostratus (copperband butterflyfish), 5280 nucleotides. RefSeq names its product phosphatase and actin regulator 2 (gene phactr2). The record is from RefSeq and is a predicted model, not a curated record. Gene Ontology annotation, biological process: actin cytoskeleton organization. Gene Ontology annotation, molecular function: actin binding. The coding region runs from base 215 to 1876 and encodes 553 amino acids. The transcript has 12 exons. NCBI's taxonomy places the organism in Eukaryota, Metazoa, Chordata, Actinopteri, Chaetodontiformes, Chaetodontidae.